GCGGCCGCAGCCGCCUCGGGUUCCCGGGGCCGCCGACACCGCCACAACCCGAGAGAAGCCGCCGCCCCGACUGCCCGCCAGCGCCCCGCUCGUCCGGUAAAGUGCUCAGCUGUGUAGGAUAUCACAUAAAUCGUGGAAGACUACCAAUAAGGGGUAAUGUCUCGGGAGCCCACCCCACCCCUCCCUGGAGAAAUGUCUACUGGUCCUAUAGCAGAAAGCUGGUGUUAUACACAGGUUAAAGUGGUAAAAUUUUCCUACAUGUGGACGAUUAAUAACUUCAGUUUUUGUCGAGAGGAAAUGGGUGAAGUGUUAAAAAGUUCAACAUUCUCAUCUAGCCCCAGUGACAAAAUGAAAUGGUGCCUGAGGGUAAACCCAAAGGGAUUAGAUGAUGAAAGUAAAGACUACUUGUCAUUAUAUUUGCUUUUAGUCAGCUGCCCAAAAAGUGAAGUGCGAGCAAAAUUCAAAUUUUCCCUUUUGAAUGCUAAAAGGGAAGAAACAAAGGCAAUGGAAAGCCAAAGAGCAUAUCGGUUUGUACAAGGGAAGGACUGGGGCUUUAAAAAAUUCAUCCGAAGGGAUUUUUUGCUUGAUGAAGCUAAUGGUCUUUUACCAGAUGACAAGCUUACAUUAUUUUGUGAGGUGAGUGUGGUCCAAGAUUCAGUAAAUAUAUCAGGGCAUACUAAUACAAAUACUUUGAAGGUGCCUGAAUGUCGACUUGCAGAAGAUUUAGGUAAUCUCUGGGAAAACACAAGAUUUACAGAUUGCAGUUUUUUUGUGAGAGGACAAGAAUUUAAAGCUCAUAAAUCUGUACUUGCAGCUCGAUCCCCAGUUUUUAAUGCAAUGUUUGAACAUGAAAUGGAGGAAAGCAAAAAGAAUCGAGUGGAAAUAAAUGAUGUAGACCCUGAGGUUUUUAAAGAAAUGAUGAGAUUCAUUUAUACAGGGAAAGCACCAAACCUUGACAAAAUGGCUGAUAACUUGUUGGCAGCUGCAGACAAAUAUGCACUGGAGCGACUGAAGGUUAUGUGUGAAGAAGCUUUGUGUAGUAACCUCUCAGUAGAAAAUGUUGCUGAUACCCUUGUCCUUGCAGAUUUGCACAGCGCAGAACAGUUGAAAGCACAAGCCAUAGACUUUAUUAAUAGGUGCAGUGUUCUUCGACAGCUUGGGUGUAAAGAUGGGAAGAACUGGAACAGCAGCCAAGCAGCAGACAUAAUGGAAACAUCAGGAUGGAAGUCCAUGAUUCAGUCUCACCCUCAUUUAGUAGCAGAAGCCUUCCGAGCACUAGCAUCUGCACAGUGUCCACAGUUUGGCAUUCCACGCAAACGACUAAAACAGUCCUGAAAUCUUCCAUGCACUGUAGAAAAAUGGAAUUGACUUUUACUCUUCCUGAUCCAGAUGGAUUCUAAUAUACAAACCAUAAACAAGAGUUGUUUUUGUUGUCUUGUUCACAGGACAGAAGUGAAAGCAUAUUGCUUGCAUUUCAGGUGGAUGAUGUAUUGGUUAUUCUUCAGCUUUAAAUUUGACUGAUUAUACUAAUUCACUUCAAGGCCUUAAAUUAUCUUCAGUGACUUCUCUUGUUCAUAUGAUACUUUAAUUUUUUUUUAUUGUGCCUUGUCAUUUUGACCAAGGCUAUGCAAGAUUGCACUAGCUCCAUAAUGCAGUAAUAUUGAUACCUGAAGAUAUUAAGUUUCAAAGGAUCUUCCAUUAGUUUGAGAAAAGCAAAAUGAAUUUUAUAGGAUUUGUCCUAUGUUAUCUGAAUGUUUGAAACUAGGUUUUCCUAAAAAGCACUUGUGUUGGAGAUUACUGAUAAUAUCUCCAAUCUAAGUUUUAUGAACACAGGAAAACCUGCUUACCUUCAAGGUAAGUGAUGGCAAUACACCACUUCCUUUCUAAUUUAUUUUUCAUUUCAGGGGGAAAACAUCCUAUGAGUUGGCCCAGAUUUUUAGUAAAAUUUGUGAUGUUUAUAUGUGUUUCAUUGUUGGUUUAUUUAAGUUUACAAUGACUGAGAACUGAUUGAGGUUAAGAUUUUAAUUAGAAAGCAUGUUUUAUGCUAAAUUGAUUUUUUUUUUUUUAUGGUGACCUACGUAGAGGAGGAAUUCUGUACCUGUUAAAAGGAUGACCAAAUGUAAAUUACAUGAGUGGGCCAAUUAAGAAAUAUAUAUGCACUUUUAAUGUGUAAUUUUUAUAUGAUGAAUGGUACAUAUAUUUUUUUUUUUUUUGCUUUUGAGAGAAUUAAUAAGGUAUAAUUAAUUGUCUUAACUUUUGAAAGAAAAGACAGAUGGAGGCUUCCGGAAUGUUUGUGAUAAUAGAUAAGAAAGAGACUGUUGGUUAUAGGUAAAUUGGUUUGAAUUUUGGAUAUUCAUAAUUGAAUUCAAUCCUGUUUUAUCCCAGUUUGGAAAAGGCACCUGAAGAAUAAACAUAGUCUACUAUCUUAAAAGCACUGAACAGAUAGUAAAAGAGAGAACCAUUAGAAACAUGUGAGGCCACCUAUGACCUUUUUUUCCUCCUCCUACUUUUCACCUUUCUCUUCCACUUGAGUAAUUAACAUUGUGGGUGACAUUGAAAUUCUGCAAAAUGUGAACAGGAUAAACUAUUUAAAAACUGCUUUUCAUGGGCCAGUUCUUUCUUACCAAAUGAAUUUUAGCUUUACACAUCUACACAUGUUAAGUGUUGAUAGCUCUGUUCACAAUAGAUGCCUGUUCUGGUGUAUUGUCCCCAAGAAGCAGUACUUAUAAAUGAAAAGUCACUGCAACUGAUUUCCUGUAACAGUGACUAUAUUUCUUAGGUAAGAUUUAUAUUUGCCCACAAAGGGAAAAGUAUGUUACUGUGGUGGGGAGGGGUGAACAUGCCUAUAGACCUAUAUAUUUGCAGAUUUAACUUUAUUCUCCAGAAAAAAAAUUUGUAUAAUUUGUUCAGUUUUUUAUUUUAGGACAAAAGGAUAAAAAUUGCAACCCAAGGUUUUAAAAUGGAUUUUAUUUUUAUCAUCUCUUUGUUAGAUAUUCACUAAAGCAAUCUUAAUAUUUUAUCAAGAGUGACUUAUACCUACAUUAAACAAACACAUACAAGCAUACAAGCAUUUAUUAUCCAUACAAAUUGGAGUUUGAAAAGAUCGUAUUUUUAGAAUCUUCAUUUCUUCCUGGGUAGUUAGGGUCUUUGUUAUUUUACUAAAAUUUUAAAUUGGAAGAAUUCCUUGGAUUAAAAAAAAUUCUUUUAAUGGACUCGUUUGUGUAUAAGUAUUUUAGGGAACAGAAGUUCACUUCCUUCACCUUUAUAUUGAGCCUGUUAAAUUUGGCAGUGUACAAUUUUUAAAACCUACAGACACACGCAUAAACACAUUAAGAUUUCAAUUUAAGAUGAUGCCAGAUUCUUAUAAGAAAAAAAAAAAACUUCCUUACACUGUAGUGUUUUGUUGUCAUAUAUAUCAAGAAAAUACUGAUAUAUCCGUUUAUAUCAAAUGCUCAUUGCCACAUUGUGAAUUCACUGCUUGAAUAUAUGCAUUUCUGACCAUAGUUGACUUCAGUAAUGACAACAUAUAAUGAACAUUUCAGCCUGCCCUUAUUUACUCAUGUUCGUGUUUAUUGUAAUUCUUAAGGGUUUUAUUAUAAGUAUUUUUUUUAAAGUUUGGUAGCACCUUUUGUACCAAAAACGUCAAACACUGUGCUGUAAGGAUAUCCACGUUGUAGAAAUGUCCACUUUUCAGAUAAUAUAAUGCCUACCAUUAUACUAACAGAUCACAUGAUAAUGUUUUUCUUUAUUUAUUAUAUAUGUUUUUGGUGUUGUGGGUUCUUAAGGCAGUGAUAAAAGAUUUAAUGUUUGCUAACAUGAGUACUCAAAUAGCCCUUCUUCCCAUUCUUAUUUAAACUACAUGAAUUGUUUUCAGUAGGCACAGAUGCUUUUAGAGCAGUCUUGCCUUUUGAACUAACAGCCUGUUUCUGUUUUCUUUUUGUCACCUAAGCAGGUUUUUUUCUUUUUGUUUUUAUUAGGAAAUUAGUAACUGAUUUUAAAUGUCACAUAUUAUAAGUAACCAUUGGAAAAUGUUCUUUUAUUGAGAUACAGAAACACUGUAUUUGUGCCUUUUUUUUUUUUAAUUUUAAUAUGUAUCGGUAUUUAGAGCACAAAUAUGAAGGUGCCAUAAUAUGGCUCGACAUUGUUACCUCCUUGAAUACUCAUGUGUCAUUGUCUUGAAGUAGUGGUUGGAGAAGCUUGCAUGUGUUACAUGAUGAUUUGGGAGGGUGUGUGUGCGAGUGCAUGUGAGUGUGUGUUUAUGUGUGGUGUGUUAUGCAUACUUGUAUUCACUAGCCCUUGAGUGUGGUAAAUUCAAAAGAGUAAACUUCUGAAAAUAGGACUUAAGUUAAAUGUUAAAAGUUUGAGUUAGUUAUUUCAUUUAAAUGUGCUUUAUUUGAGGUACAACUGAUUGGCAGAGAAAAUUAUAAUUCUCAAAAAUGUGACCUACGGAUUUACUGCAUGAUGAAAUGUGAAAACAGUGCCUUUUUGGGACAUAAGUUUUAAAAUUAAGAUAAAAUAUUAGCAACUCUUUUAAAAGUUGUCAUGAGCAUUUUUGGCUUUCUGUUAAACAAUUUAAGGUAAAGUAAGUAAAUUACUAAUUUACUUAUCCAUUUAUUUUGUGCAUAAAUUUAAAAUCUAAAGAGAACUCUUUAUUGUGAAUCAUAGUUGCUACUAAAAUAAAACACUAGGGACUCCAGCAAGUUGUUUUGUUAAAAUCCAACUUAAUCAGCUUAUCACAAUGCCAAGUAUACUUAAAAGAGUUGAGUUAUCCUGAGUUGGACACAUGUUCUUUGGGGUAUAAAAUUAAAAUGUUUCAAUAUAUUCCCACAAAAUAAGAUGGGUGGGAUUUAGUGUUUUCAGAUUAUAAAGACAGCACUUUCAGCACACAGAGUAUUUUGCAAAAACCUUUUUUAUACAGAUUAUGAGCUCUACUUUAUUUAAGUAUUCAUGGAAUGAUGUAAAUUUUAGGUCCAGUUUAACAAAUAUUGAGUGCCUACCAUAUACAAGACUUCCUUUUUACUAGGAAUAAAAUCACCGCACUGUGUCUUCUGUUUGCAGUAUGUGGACAUUAUGUUUAAGAAGGAAUUCUUAUAUUUAAAUCUUUUUCUGUUGUUAGAGUUUAUCAUUGUAUAAUGUAAGCCAGUUAAUUUUGCUUUCUUUUUUAAGGAUAAAGAUAUAACUUAAGUGAGUCCCAUUUUUGGAAAUGAAAUUAUUUAAAAAUUAGAACAGGAAAAAUUUGAUUUUCAAGACUCAAAUGUAUAAAGACUUGUGUUAAACUUUACAGCCUCAUUUUUAAUCAGCUGGUGUUAAUACUGAGAUACAUAAUUUUUGUAUCUUGUGCUGGAAACAUUUUUUGCAUUUCAAAAUAUUUAGU
Condylura cristata (star-nosed mole) is the source of this 5374-nucleotide messenger RNA. It is a transcript of the gene SPOPL, whose product is annotated as speckle-type POZ protein-like. Bases 157 to 1335 code for a protein of 392 amino acids. The record is from RefSeq and is a predicted model, not a curated record. Gene Ontology annotation, cellular component: cytoplasm; nucleus. Lineage: Eukaryota; Metazoa; Chordata; Mammalia; Eulipotyphla; Talpidae. Gene Ontology annotation, molecular function: ubiquitin protein ligase binding. Gene Ontology annotation, biological process: proteasome-mediated ubiquitin-dependent protein catabolic process; regulation of proteolysis. The transcript has 11 exons.